Messenger RNA from Hemiscyllium ocellatum (epaulette shark), 2548 nucleotides. Its product is annotated as G-protein coupled receptor-associated protein LMBRD2-like. The transcript has 17 exons. The record is from RefSeq and is a predicted model, not a curated record. The coding region runs from base 111 to 2219 and encodes 702 amino acids. Lineage: Eukaryota; Metazoa; Chordata; Chondrichthyes; Orectolobiformes; Hemiscylliidae. Gene Ontology annotation, cellular component: membrane. Gene Ontology annotation, biological process: adrenergic receptor signaling pathway.
GUCAGAGGUGAACUUGGACCGGAAACAUCAAGGAUAGAAAAAGGUUAUUCAGUGGCCCCUCUGGUAGCAGAGACCCCCAAAACCUCACUUCAGUUUCUCUCAGACUGACCAUGAGUGGGGCAGCGUUGGGAAUCGAUGUUGUGGUGGUGUUCUUCCUGGCUCUCCUGGUUCUGUAUCGAUAUGCUGACUUCAGGAAGCAGCACAAGUUGGUGAUUGUGGCCACAGUGUUAGCCUGGUAUCUCUGCUUCCUCAUUGUCAUCAUCCUGCCUCUGGAUGUCACCAUGACCAUUUACAGACAGUGUGAAGUCGAUAACAUCAGGAUAUCACCCAGCAGCGCCCCAAACUCCAGCAAGGUAUUCACAGCCAACAAGACUAACUCCUCCCACAGUGUGCCCGAUAUCCCAGUGCUGCAGCAAUGUUUCAAGCCUUGGAGUUACAUCCCGGAUGGAAUUCUGCCUGUUUUCUGGAGAGUUGUCUACUGGACAUCACAGUUUUUGACCUGGAUCUUACUGCCUUUUAUGCAGUCCUACGCUCGUUCAGGUGACUUCUCUAUUACGGGAAAGAUUAAGACUGCACUGUUUGAAAAUGCCAUCUACUACGGCACUUACCUGCUGAUUUUCGGAGCUCUUCUCAUCUACGUGGCUGUCCAUCCUGGGCUGAGGCUUGACUGGGACAAACUCCAAACCAUUGGCAUCACUGCGGCUAACACGUGGGGGCUGUUUCUGCUGGUGCUGCUGCUGGGGUACGGCCUGGUGGAAAUCCCACGCUCUUAUUGGAAUGCAGCCCGACGUGGUUAUCUCCUCACCAAGACCCAGUUCAAAGUGGCAAAGUUGAUGACCGAGAAAGCAGAUGCUGACGAGACCCUCGAGGAUGUGAUGGAGGAGGUCAGGAAGCUUAACGAAACAGUGAAAUAUAACCAUCCCUUCAGAAAGUACAUCGACACCAUCCUCCGAAAGUGUCCCACUGAGUACCAGGAGAGAAUGGGCAGGAACAUGGAUGACUAUGAAGACUUUGACCAGAACAGCAACAGCCUCCCAAGUGAGAAGAGUCUGGUCAGACUCCACAAACAGGUGAUCUACGUGGUUCAGAGGCAGCAGCGAACUCGAGUCCAGUGGAAGAUGUUGUUGGAAGAAGCCUUUCACCUGGAGGAUGUGGCCAAGAAUGAAACCAGCAGCACUCACCAGUUUGUUCGUGGUUUCCAGAGCCAGGAGCCCAGGAGCUGGAUCAGCCAUUACCUGUAUACCCCUAGUGUAGAGUGGUACUGGGAGUGCUUGCUGCGGAGUUGGUGUUAUCGGAUUCUGGCUGUGGUUCUCUCGCUCUUCUCAAUAAUCGUCGUCUGGUCCGAAUGCACUUUCUUUAGCACCAAACCCGUCCUCUCACUCUUUGCUAUCUUCAUCCAGGUGGCUGAGAAAACCUACAACUAUCUCUACAUCGAGCUCGCCUGUUUCAUGAGUAUCUUCUUCCUGAGUAACUGCAUCUACUCCACUGUCUUCAGGAUUCGUAUUUUUAAUUACUACUACCUGGCUCCACACCACCAGACCGAUGCCUAUAGUCUACUCUUCAGUGGAAUGUUGUUCUGCCGUCUGACACCACCGUUAUGUCUGAAUUUCUUGGGACUGAUCCACAUGGAUUCCGCAAUUUCCCAUCAGAACAGAGAGCAGACUGCUUACACCUCGAUAAUGGGCUCGAUGCGGGUGAUAUCCUUCAUUGCUGAUGGAUUCUAUAUUUAUUACCCGAUGCUGGUUGUGAUCCUCUGCAUUGCUACCUACUUCAGCCUGGGUACACGCUGCCUGAAUCUCCUUGGCUUCCAACAAUUUAUGGGAGAUAAUGAAAUGACAUCUGACCUUGUGGAUGAAGGAAAAGAGCUAAUUAAAAGAGAGAAAAGGAAACGGCAGCGACUUGAAGAUGGGGAGAAUCGGCGAAGGGAAUGGAAAGAACGCUAUGGAAACCAGAAAGAGGAUUUCACGCGGAACAGGGGCUCUCAUGCUGAAAUACCUAGUUCAUUGCAUGCAACUAAGCGGGGUACCAGCCAAGCGGAAGGUAUUUGUCGAUGUCCCGCAGCCGGAUCUUUGAUGAUAUCUGAAUGUACACAAAGGGUCAGUUCCACAGAUUUGCAUCUGCUUGAGUAUAAUCCACUAUCUACACUCAGCCACAGCUGGGGAUGGAGGUUUUGUUGGGAAGGGAAGAGCAGAUCAGGCCCUUCCCAAGUACUACAGUGACUGGACUUACUUCAAAAUUACUUUAUUGGUUGUAAAAAUGCUUUGGGAUAUCUUGAUGUCAUGGAGGGUUCUUUCAUCCCUUCCUUCCAGUUAUACUGUUCACUGCAAGAGUAAAACUGAUAGCUGUGUGCUGAUAUUUCCAUUUUGUGCAUGGAGUGUGGGCCUAGGUUCAGGAGUACAUUUUUCAGAGACUCUUCUUUCCGGUUAAUUUUGCUCUUGCACUUUUCUGCCCUUGGAAUGAAGGAUGCAUUUUGGGCUAGUAAUCAGAUUUCUGUAUUCACAUCUCGGUGUAAAAAAAAUCAUUGUAAUUUAUUGGGUGUAUUUAAUAA